Messenger RNA from Ananas comosus (pineapple), 1484 nucleotides. RefSeq names its product exosome complex component RRP41 homolog. Bases 321 to 1049 code for a protein of 242 amino acids. Lineage: Eukaryota; Viridiplantae; Streptophyta; Magnoliopsida; Poales; Bromeliaceae. The record is from RefSeq and is a predicted model, not a curated record. Gene Ontology annotation, cellular component: nucleolus; nuclear exosome (RNase complex); cytoplasmic exosome (RNase complex). The transcript is spliced from 13 exons. Gene Ontology annotation, biological process: rRNA catabolic process; poly(A)-dependent snoRNA 3'-end processing; U4 snRNA 3'-end processing.
AUUUGGUAUUAUUUGCUAGGAUUUGGUAUUACUCGCCUCAAUACCAACUCAGAGAGAGAUCGUUUGUGUCUUGCUUGGAUUUGGGGUUUCAAUUGCUCAGUGGUGGAGGUGCCCAAAUAAAAAAGCAGGUAUUGACGGGAGUUUUCUCGUAUUUAGCCUUAAAAAAAAAGAAAAAAAAAAGAAGUAAACACCGACCCCGCGAAUACUCACCACGGAAAACAGUCCCCAAAACCCUAGCAGAGAACUCCGGUGCCCACUUCUUCUCCUCUCUCCUCUCUCCUCUCUCCUCUCUUCGAGCUCUGAGAAAGAGAAAGAGAAAAAUGGAGUACGUGAAUCCGCUAACCGGGUUCCGCAUCGACGGGCGCCGUCCCAACGAACUGAGGCAGAUUAAAGGUGAACUCGGCGUCGUCGCAAACGCCGACGGCUCUGCUCUUUUUGAGAUGGGAAAUACGAGGGUCAUUGUUGCUGUGUAUGGACCUCGGGAGGUUCAAAAUAAGAGCCAACAGAAUAACAAUCAAGCGCUGGUAAGGUGCGAGUAUAGCAUGGCAAAUUUUAGUACUGGAGAUCGAACAAGGAGACAAAAGGGUGACAGGCGAUCUACAGAAAUAUCUUUAGUUAUUCGCCAAACAAUGGAGGCAUCCAUACUAACUCAUCUAAUGCCAAGAUCCCAAAUUGAUAUAUUUGUUCAAGUUCUUCAAGCUGAUGGUGGAACGAGAUCAGCGUGCAUCAAUGCCGCAACAUUGGCUCUUGCAGAUGCUGGGAUUCCGAUGCGUGAUAUUGUUACAUCUUGUACUGCUGGAUAUCUUUGUUCCACGCCUUUGCUUGAUUUAAAUUAUGUGGAAGAUAGUGCCGGAGGUCCAGAUGUCACUGUGGGGAUACUAUCUAAGAUGGACAAAGUGACUCUUCUUCAGAUGGAUGCAAAAUUACCAAUGGAUAUUUUUGAGAAUGUUAUGCAACUUGCAAUUGAAGGAUGCAAAGCAAUAGCUAAUUACAUUCGAGAAGUUCUAUUAGAGAACACAAAACAGUUGGAAUCUCGUCGUGGUGGAUAGCUGGUAAAGUUAACAUCACGGAUUGGAGGUGAGCAUUUGAGACCAUUUACAGCUCACGACCUGAAUGAAUUCUGAAAGGGUUCCAAGAUUCGACUGUUCGAGAAUGACUUCUCUCUCUGGAAAGCUAGUUCUUCGCGAAGUCUCCUUCUGUCAAUUUGGUGGCUUGAAAGCAGCAGCGGAUGAAAGGGAUGUUAAUGUUAUAGUUGGUCCCUGUUUUAUCUUUCUUUUUUUACCCCCUUGAUUCCAAGUUCCUGUAACAUUUUUUUAAUGUUAUCCGUUUUGUUAGUCUUUUGGCCUAUUACUUUGUUGUUGUUGUUUUUUUCACAUUUAAAGACAACAUCUUUGUGUCUCAGAUCCUCUGAAACUGAGAAAUUGUAUUUAACCUUUGUAAUUUGAAUUUUAUGCUGUUGAGUAACUGCAAAGUUGGUUUCUUCU